Messenger RNA from Auxenochlorella protothecoides, 342 nucleotides. RefSeq lists its product as hypothetical. The transcript has 2 exons. Lineage: Eukaryota; Viridiplantae; Chlorophyta; Trebouxiophyceae; Chlorellales; Chlorellaceae. The record is from RefSeq and is a predicted model, not a curated record. Bases 1 to 342 code for a protein of 113 amino acids.
AUGCUCGGCGAGCUGGGUUCAGAGCAUGCAAUCCGCACCCUGCGCCUGGAGGCCGCCGCCUCCGCGGCAGAGGCUCGCCGGGCACGCCAGGCGGAGCGCGCGAUGCAAGUGGAGCUGGCGGCCAAGCGGGACCGGGCGGAGAGGCUGAGGAUGAUGCAUGAGGAGGCGUGCGCUGAGCUGGCACAGGGGCGACAGGAGGCGGAGCGCCAGCUGGACAUGUAUGACGAGAUGGUGGAGCGUCUGGAAGAAAGGGUGCAGACACUAGAAAAUGAACGUCUUGAGCUGGGCACCUACCUGCAGGAGACGGGCCAGCUGGAUGGUGAAGCGGAGGGUGACACAUGA